UGGUUCCAGCAGUGAGACCGGCCUGUGGCUGACCCAUCAGGUCGUCAUGCCGGGGCGACGCCCCGGUCGAGCUUUGCUCGCGCUUUCACUGGCACUGGGCCUUUGGUCUGCGGGCUUUGUGGGUGCUUUCAGGCGCUGCGAUGGCUGCAGCCCCCGGUGAGGUGUCAUGACCGCUCCGGUGGUGCCUCAAGGAGGGCCCGGGGGACCCCCAGCACCGGCCGGCUGCGAGGUGCGUGCGGCAUUGCCACCGAAAGGAUUUGGACUUUUUGCCUUAGCUUCCUGCAACGCAUAUACCGAGCUGUUCUCGGAGGAGCCCCUCUUUGCUCUCCAACAUUCGGGCAAUCGACGAGUGGUGUUGGUCAAACGCGUCCACCUUGUUGCAGCCUGUGCGCGCUGCUGUGGUUUCAUCCACUCGAUCCCACUUCAACUGGAGGUCAUUUUUGGAGAAGGUCGAUUUGCUUCCUUGCUUGCAGAGCUUGGGGACUUACCCAAGCAAUGGCAGGAGAGUGCUGGAGGAGGUCAAGCGUUUGUUGCUCGAUGCACACAAGGCUGUGGUGAAAUGUACUGCUCGGAGGCUUGCAGAGAUGCUCACUUCCAGCAGUGCCACAACUUGCUAUGUGUGGGCCCAUUACAAGCGGAGGACCCUUUGGUGCGAUUCAAACACCAUGCUUUGGAACACGCAGACACCCUGCUUCUGGCAGCCCAAGUCUUCGCAUUUCUCAUCAACCGCGUCAAGGCUUCGGGAGGCGGAGCUGAGGCGAUGCACAGAAUGAUGCAGGAGUUGAUGUGUUUUUGUCAUGCACCGUUCAGAGAUGCGUGUAGAGCUCCACCAGGACGUGCCAAAGAUGCAGAGUUCUAUGCUCAUACCGACCAGCUCGUGAAUGAAGCAGCAGCUUUGCUGAAAGCAGCUUUGGAGCCACAUGCACCAGCAGAGGUCUCCGCUCUCUUCCAAGCUGGGCCGGCCUUUUUCUCCGAAGUCUUAGGUCUUUUCGAAUACAACAAUAUCGACUUGGAGGUCUCCUCACCUGUGGGGAAUGUGCUUUUGCAGCGGGUUUCUGGCUCAGUGAUCUCAACACCGCAUGAGACGAAUGAUUCUUGGUGCGGUUUGGUUUUGCGUACUUCUGUAUUUCACACAGUUGUUUCGCAAUGAUACGUAUGUAGUUUUUGUGUGAAGGUUUUUAUGCGUGUUUUUGUUCGCUAUGAGGUUGGAGACCAUCGCUAGUAGGUUGGAGGUGUUUACAAGUGCAAGGUCG
Messenger RNA from Durusdinium trenchii, 1253 nucleotides. The record is from the annotation of a GenBank genome assembly. NCBI's taxonomy places the organism in Eukaryota, Dinophyceae, Suessiales, Symbiodiniaceae.